Messenger RNA from Aspergillus saccharolyticus JOP 1030-1, 2035 nucleotides. Its product is annotated as rhomboid protease PCP1. Gene Ontology annotation, molecular function: serine-type endopeptidase activity. Gene Ontology annotation, cellular component: membrane. Bases 272 to 1975 code for a protein of 567 amino acids. The transcript is spliced from 5 exons. Lineage: Eukaryota; Fungi; Ascomycota; Eurotiomycetes; Eurotiales; Aspergillaceae. The record is from RefSeq and is a predicted model, not a curated record.
CUUGUCGAGUCAAUAAAAUUGAAUGAGACUCAAAGUAAUGGGCAAGCAUUCAGAAGAGAGAUUCACCAUUUGUCUGUGAUAUUCUCUGACUGAAGUCUGGGAAUCUGCAUACUUUCAGCCCCCGUUACCCACGAAUCCCCAUCGGAACAACUUCCGGCGACCGGAGAAAAUCGACCCAUCCCACCUCCCUUGGGAAUCCCACUUGACGCCUGACAACCCUCAUCACUAUACUUCUAUUGUUAUAGCACGGUCUCAAACCCUGUCGCUUGCUAUGAGCAAUGUCUUGGGCAUAGCAUGGCGCGCUCCAUGCCCGGGGCUCCGGGCCACGAGCCUGUUCCCCCCCGUCAGCUCCAAGGCGCUCCCCGUCUUCAGUCCUCUCCCCGCCUCUCUGCCUCUGAUUCCCUGCCGAAGAAGCAUCUUCUCGAGACGCGCAUUCGGCUCUCUACAUAAUGCAUACGCGCCCCGCGACCGUCUUAUCCCUCCAGUCUUCUCACCGGUUUCCACUCGUUCGUUCCAGACCUCCGCAUCGCUCCGCGGAGCCAGCAAGCCUCCUCCCGUGGAUCAUGGCGUGAAGCCCCGGCCGGAGUCCUUCUCGCUCGCCGAUGUCAAUGCCAUCUUCGGUGCCCGCGCAAAGAUCUCCCAGUCCAUGGGAAACCGUAUUCUCGCCGUGCUUCACGGCAGACGACUCAAUGGCACUCUGGACCUGGAUCUUCCCGACGACAUUGCUCGCUCGGUUCGCCCGCAAAAUCUCGACGCAGCCCUGAGUUAUCUUCGCGAGCACUAUCCGAUGGAUGAGGACGCAGCGAUUCUUGCCCGCAUCGAACGCGAGGAGCUGGAAGAGGAACAGAAGCUCAUCAGCCGGGCCGAGGAGUUGGGUCUCUACAAGCCCCAGAGCGGUCACUACCAGGCUGAGUUAGGCGAUAAGAAUGAUGUCUCCGGCAGGAGUAUCCUCCAGGAAAUGCGAAAGCACAAUGAGGCUAGGAUCCUGGCUGAAGAAGAACAGAAGCGCAAGGAAUGGUUAGAGGGUGCGGCGGAGGACCAGGAGAAAAUCAAGCGUCAGCUGGAACGAAACACUGCUCUGCAAAAGUUCGAGGACACCUCAGCUCUGGAAGUCCGGGAGCGCGCGGACCCUAGAGAGCGCCCGCUUCUCGCCUGGGUCCAGAAACACCACCUUCGGGCCAUGGAUACUGACGUUGAUGUGAGCAAAAUGACAACGAGCGGUCGCAUUGUCCCCUCCCUCCUGUUCGGUCUGGUCGCCCUAGGUCUUUGCUAUACCUUCGCUCUGCUCUACGAACCCCCUGCAAGAAAGGAUCGGCUAUGGCCUGACACCCCUCGUGCUGCUGCAACAAUAAUCGGCAUUGUCGGUAUAAAUGUCGGAAUCUUUGCUCUAUGGAGAUUCCCGCCAGCCUGGAGAAUGCUCAACCGCUAUUUCAUCAGCGUUGCCGCCUACCCGCGUCCCCUGAGCCUUGUGGGCAAUGUCUUCAGCCAUCAGAAGCCUUUGCACUUGGGUCUCAACAUGACAAUGCUUUGGUUUAUUGGAACACGACUGCACGAUGAAGUCGGUCGCGGCGAAUUCCUGAGCUUGUACAUGGCAUCUGGUAUCAUUGGAUCUCUUCUCUCUCUGUCUGCACAUGUUCUUCUGGGCCAGUGGACUGUGACUGCGCUUGGAGCCAGCGGUGCGAUCUCUGGUAUUGUUGCAGGCUGGUGUAUACUCCACGCCAACGAUAAUCUCACCUUCUACCUGAUUCCCAAAGACUGGCAGGCGGUGGCAUCUGCUCAGGGAUGGGUUAUACUAUCAGCCAUUGUCGGUUUUGAAGCUAUUCGUCUAGCGAUGACCUUCCGCGCUCCGACCCUCGACCACUGGGCCCAUAUCGGUGGCUAUCUCACGGGAAUCGUCUGGGCGGUUGUUCGAAAUGCAAAGGAGAAGAAGCGGCGGGAAGAAAUGAGCUGGUUUCAACGGUUGUUCUCCCAGUAGUCGAGUCGACCCGGGGCCUUGUAAAUAACAUUGGCUAUCUUAGGCACUUGUAAAAUAUAU